GGGAACUGGAAGUAAAGAUUCUCUUCCCUCUACUCACUCGCAACCCUCCUUUUCUCUCACCAUCUCGUACUGUCUCUACGGUCUUCUUUCACUCCUAGGCUUUGUUUAGCACACAAAACGCUUGUGCUCAUCUUCUACAUCUUCUACAUUCUUAGUCGUGGGCGAGGGCAAACAACAGACACUUGUUGAUCUAUCAACACACUUCACUGAGGGCUACACUGUGGGUUUCGCAGCCAUACCAAUUCACAUACCAGGUAAUUCUGUCGGCUCUUUCUAUUCCUGGUUGCACAAUUGCGCUUGCAAAAGGCGCAAAAAGAUUGAAACACACAAACUUUGAUCAUGUGGGCUUGUGGGUUCUGAGGGCUGUUGACCGUCCGUGAUGAUGUCUCGGCGCCUUGUGGGAACACACUGCCUUGCAGACUCGUUACUGGUCAAUCAUGUGGGCUUGUCGGCUUGUACGCCUUCUUCGGGGCGUCAAGACUCGAGGGCUAACUGCUGCACCUUGAGCAUUGUUGGGGCGAGGGCAAUACUUUUUUGGGUUGUCUGAUGAAACCACUCUGUGGCUUAAGUCUCUUCAGAGACCAGAACUACGUCGGCAGGUUUUUCUAGAGUGUACCUGCUUGAGGGCUCGGGGGCAUGGCAAAUCUUGUUUGCCUCACAUUUCGUAAAACUCGCGUUCGUGGGCCAGAGAGCUGAUUAGUAGCAGAUACUAGCGAGACUUUGCAAUGGCCAAGAACAAGGUCGCAAAGGCAAACGGCGUUAAGCCAGCUGAGAACAUUAAGAAGUCCAAGGCAGAAGCCAGGAAGGUCAAGGAACCAACACCUGACUCUUCUAGCGACGACGAUUCUGAGGACGACUCUGACGUUGAGAUGCCUGAUAUUAAGAUGAAUGGUAUUAAGGCAAACGGAAAAGGCGACAAAAAGGCCGUGGAUUCUGAGUCUUCAGAUGACAGCGAAAGCGACAGUGACGCGUCUGACUCCGAUGAUUCCGAUGAUUCUGACGACUCCGAUGACUCUGCUAGCGACGCUUCUGCUAGUGAUUCCUCCGAAGAUAGUGACUCUUCUGAUGAUGCAAGCUCUGAUGAUGAGAAGACAAAAAAGAAAACGGUGAAGAUCAACGGCAUAACGAAUAAUGCUAUCAAGGCCAACGGCACCACGAAGAAGGUCGAGGAAGAUUCGGAGUCAGAUUCUGAUAGUGACAGCGAUGACGAGAGCGUCGAUGGAAAAACUGCACCUGCGGCUGCAGACAGCGACGACUCAGAUGACAGUGAUGACUCAGAAUCCGAUUCAGAAUCCGAUUCUGACUCUGACUCUGAAAAUGAGGUGUCUGCGAUUUCUGAUAAGCCGAAAAAAACAAAUGCUGACUCUGGGUCUGAAUCUGAUUCAGACGAAGACUCUGAUGACUCCGACGAUUCCGACGAGUCCGAAGAGGAAGAAGAGAAGGAGGCGCCACCAUCAAAGAAGCGCAAGGCGGAUGUUACCACUGAGCCUCCGGCGAAGAAGACUAAACAGGCCGAGACCGGCGUUGAUGAGCGUGCCAGUAAGAACUUAUUUAUCGGCAGCUUGUCCUGGAAUGUGGACGAGAACAUGCUUAGUCAGGAGUUCUCAGAAUUUGGCGAGAUCGUUCGCUGUACCAUCAUGAUGAGAGAUGACGGCAAGUCAAAAGGAUUCGGUUUUGUUGAGUUUGCCGAGCUCGACUCUGCCAUCGCGGCGUACAAUGCAAAGAACGGUGCCAUGCUCGAUGGCCGCCCAAUGAACGUCGACUACACCACGAGUCGGGACAACAACAAGAACGGCACGGAGCGCAAGCAAGCUGCCCAGCAACGUGCCAAUAGGUUUGGCGACACCAAGAGCACGCCAAGCAAUACACUGUUCAUUGGUAAUUUGUCUUUUGACGUUGACAACAAUAUGGUGCAGGAGGCUUUCCAGAAGUUUGGCACCAUCAGCCGUGUUUCUCUGCCAACUGACCGCGAGACCGGUGCCCCCAAAGGCUUUGGCUACAUCGAUUUUGCUACAGUUGAAGAAGCUACUGCAGCCUAUGAAGCAAUGAACGGCGAAUCUAUUGCAGGUCGCGCUAUACGCCUUGAUUACGCUUCUGCUCGCCCUGACAACGGCCAAGGUGGUCGCGGCGGAAAUCGUGGCGGCUUUGGUGGCCGGGGUGGCGGACGCGGCGGAAGAGGCGGCGGACGUGGUGGUUUCAACUCCCGCGGUGGUGGAUUUGUGUCCAAGAACAACGCUGGCAUCAGUGGAUUCUCGGGCAGCAAGAAGACUUUUGACUAGGCUCGUCCAGUGUCGAUCGUAUCGUCUCUUCUUUUUUUUUUUUUUU
Molecule: messenger RNA, 2325 nt
Organism: Verruconis gallopava
Lineage: Eukaryota; Fungi; Ascomycota; Dothideomycetes; Venturiales; Sympoventuriaceae
Exons: 2
Coding region: 726-2279 (517 amino acids)
Molecular function (GO): RNA binding
Source: RefSeq, a predicted model, not a curated record